This is a messenger RNA of Pectinophora gossypiella (pink bollworm), 925 nucleotides long. RefSeq names its product MIT domain-containing protein 1-like. NCBI's taxonomy places the organism in Eukaryota, Metazoa, Arthropoda, Insecta, Lepidoptera, Gelechiidae. The record is from RefSeq and is a predicted model, not a curated record. The coding region runs from base 99 to 827 and encodes 242 amino acids. The transcript is spliced from 4 exons.
UUUACAAAUUUACAAAACAUUGUCACUUGCUACUUUUUUUUUGGGAAUUGCUUUGAUGUACGAAAUAUUAUAAUUAUACAACUUCCACUAGUUUAAACAUGAAUAUCGAGAGUGCAGCUAUAAAUAUACUCAAACGGGGUGUUGAGCUGGACACAAAAAAACGUUACACUGAAUCUCUAGUUUGCUACCAAGAAGGCCUUCAGAUUUUAGUGGAUAAAAUUAAAAAUGAACCUGAUGAAGCUACAAGGGGUUAUUUGAGGAAGAAAGUUGAAGAGUAUAUGAGUAGAGCCGAGACAAUAAAGAGAUUGGUUCUACAGCAGAAAGAUGCGGGAUUGUUUCAUGAACAGGUUCAUAUAGAGAAUAACUCAACGGGACAUGGCUAUAAGACGUUAUUUGGAAGGUUUUUAGACGAAGAUGUGCAGUAUGUAAUUGUGGAAGAUCCGUAUAUAAGGAGUUUCCAUCAGUGUCAAAAUUUCCUUCGUCUCUGUGAGCUUCUAGUGAGGUCCUGUCCAAAUAUGAGACACAUAGAAUUAAUAACAUCAAAAGAUGCUCGUUCAGAGGGUGAUCAGAGGGAGUGGUUCACCAACUUAGGCAAUGAUUUAACAAAGUACAAAGUAAGACUGGUUGUGAAGUACUCAGAAACACUGCAUGAUAGACAGAUCACAUUAAGUACAGGCUGGAUAAUAAAAAUAGGACGAGGAUUAGACUUUUUCAAAGCUCCUGAUAAUAAAUUCUGUCUGGGUGUUUAUGAUAUGGACCUAAGACCAUGCCAUGAGACUACUGUGGAUAUAGUACACUCUAAAAACGUCAAACAAUCUUAUGGAUGACCCUGUGAUCAUAUUAUUUUGUUCAUUUUAUACUGUUAAAUAUAAUUAAGUAUGUUUUAAGAUUUAUACUAAGGCAAAAUUAAAUGAUCAAAUCAUAA